GUCAAAAAAUUCUACACACCAGCAGUGUGUGAGGAGACCUGAAAGUGGCACAUGGCAGAGUGUGGCGAUGGAGACAGCAGCAAUGGGAGGCCGUACAGGGACCCAUGACAGACUCUGGACCUGGCAGCAGCAUGAGGAGGCGGUAUAUAGGGGCCUAUGGCAGAUUAGGGGCCUGGCAGCAGCUAUGGGAGGCCCAUAAUCUGCCAGCACCCUAUGUCAAAAAAUUCAACACACCAGCAGUGUGAGGAGACCUGAAAGUGGCACAUGGCAGAGUGUGGCGAUGGAGACAGCAGCAAUGGGAGGCCGUACAGGGACCCAUGACAGACUCUGGACCUGGCAGCAGCAUGA
Staurois parvus is the source of this 348-nucleotide messenger RNA. NCBI's taxonomy places the organism in Eukaryota, Metazoa, Chordata, Amphibia, Anura, Ranidae. The record is from the annotation of a GenBank genome assembly.